Messenger RNA from Sinocyclocheilus anshuiensis, 579 nucleotides. RefSeq names its product Golgi-associated plant pathogenesis-related protein 1-like. The record is from RefSeq and is a predicted model, not a curated record. The transcript is spliced from 4 exons. The coding region runs from base 1 to 579 and encodes 192 amino acids. Lineage: Eukaryota; Metazoa; Chordata; Actinopteri; Cypriniformes; Cyprinidae. Gene Ontology annotation, cellular component: extracellular region.
AUGUCAGUCUAUGGAGGUGGAGGCGGAGGAGGAGAUAACGGCAACAGUAUAUAUACACCAUCUGUGUGCAGAGCUUUAAACUACCAGCUGAAGCCUGAGUGGGUGAACAACAUCCUUACAGCUCAAAGAGAAGAUGAAAGCUUUAAACAGGAGUUCCUGGAGGCCCAUAACCAGUACAGGAAGCAGCAUCAAGCCCCAGAGCUGACGUACAGUGACGAGCUGUGCAGUGCUGCUCACAAGUGGGCGGCUCAUAUGCUGAGCAACAAAGCACUGGCCCACAGUGACACGGAUAAUGGGGAGAAUGUGUUUUAUUCCUAUAACUCUGACAAAAACACACCCACAGGGAAGGAGGCUGUAGACAGUUGGUACAGUGAGAUCAAGGAUUACAACUUUAACACACCAGGACAUCAGCCCAAAACAGGGCAUUUCACUCAGGUUGUGUGGAAAUCAUCCACAGAGCUCGGAGUAGGUCUGGCUACUGAUGGAAACACAGUUUAUGUCGUUGGUCAGUACAAACCUGCUGGAAAUAUAACCAACGCUGGUUACUAUGAGGAAAAUUUUCUACCUAAAACUGAAUAA